Molecule: messenger RNA, 1025 nt
Organism: Chaetomium fimeti
Lineage: Eukaryota; Fungi; Ascomycota; Sordariomycetes; Sordariales; Chaetomiaceae
Exons: 1
Coding region: 227-967 (246 amino acids)
Source: RefSeq, a predicted model, not a curated record
ACCCGCCCAGGAUCUCGGCGUUUUCUCGCGAUGCUCAGGCACUCACCUGCCAUCCUUUGCCUGCAACCACCAUGCAAGAUUCAACCAGCCUGGAAGUAGAUGGCCGAGUUGCUGACGGCCCAAAGCGGUUGCAAACUGCCAACUCAGCAACGCCGGGCGCCGGGCUGGGAAACGAACAACCUUACACGGCGCCUAAAGUGGCAAUCUCCUGUUUCCCGAAACAACCAUGCGCCGUCAUCAAAUAAUUGUCCUUGGCCUCCCGCUCGAGCCUCUCCCCUCGGUUGUGUCUCGUCUCCUUUUGUCGAGGAGACGCCGGCAGGGUCUUUUGCUCAACAAUGUGUACUUUCUGGUGUGUGGUUCAAGUUCAACGAAAGUCGCUCUCAGGCCACAGCCCCGCUGCGCUGGCCUUGCAGAUCGCCCCGCCUUUGCCUGGGCAGGGGUCCCAUUUUUUGCGGCCGGCAUGCCUCCAGCCAUCCAAUCUGCGCCGUCCACGACCCAAAACCACAAGGACGGAACCCGCCUGCAUCGUCGAGCCCCAGCAUCAUCCGGCAUGCCAACUCAGCCGUCGCUCGCCAAUCAACUCCCGCCACCAUGCCUCGCUCUUCCCGCUCGCCUCUUGCCGGCAGGAGCCCGCCGCAUCUCUGACAGUUUCCGCUGGCCUUGGUUCCAGGGACCAUGCUUCUUUUGCCCCAGCCGAGGUCCCGAGCUGCCGCCAUCGCCCAUGUCUUCGUGUCAGCUCAGGGCAGAGGAAAAUCAAAGAAGCCCCGGGAACAUGGUCUGGUUCGAUCGGUUCAGCUCGACAGGCGGAGGAGCGUGCCGUGUAACAGGACGAGAGUCAGUGGGAGCUGCUGAUUCGCAACGGCCGAGAUCUUGCAGGCGAUCCCCCGCCGAGGCCCUGGUUGGAGGGUGGGUGGGUUGGAUGCAGUCGGUGCGCCUCCUGGACUCGGCUCCGAUGGCCAGCUUCUGAAUCAGGCGGGCUGCCGCCUUCCAUUGGCUGCCGGUUCCCGGCGCUCUCCCGUGCGCCG